UAAUAAUAAUAAUAAUAAUAAUAAUAAUAAUAAUAAUAAUAAUAAUAAUAACAACAGGUUUCCUAAUGGUCCUCCAGGACCAAUUCCUCAAAAUUAUCCCAACAACCCCUAUGGCCCUCCGAGAACAAUGUCUCUUACAAACAUGCCUCCCCAAAAUCAGAGAAUAAACAUGAACAUGAGACCUUCUGUACCCUAUGGCAAUGUCAGGCCACAACCUCCACUAAGAUUCCCUAAUAACUUUUUUCAAAAUGGCUUCACCAAUAACUCACAACAACCUCCACCUCAAAAUGGUCAAAAUGGUCAAAAUGGUUUCGCCAACAACCUACAGCAACUUCCACCUCAAAAUCAAAUGUCUCAAAGACCAAUGCAACCUUAUCCUAAUAACCGCUUGCCAAUGAAUCAAAUCAAUCCCAAUGGUCCUCGCUCAAUGUCUUUAACUACUACAAACAAUUACUCAAAUCAACCCAACCCAAGGUCAAUGUCUUUAACAAACAACUCAAGAAGAAUCACUUCUCCUAAUCCAUCUUCUCCGCUAUAUUCUACUUCCUCUGAUUUUUCCCCAUCAAACCUUUCUUCCCAACCUCCUCAAUUUUCUCCCACUCAAAAUCAACAAGAUCGUAAUUCUAAUCAGCCUAAUAACACACAACCCCCUUUAAACUCCCCAAGAUCAAGCCAAAAGUUAAACUCGACUCUUUAUCAAAGAUCUAGUCUUUCUAAUGAAGUUUUAAGGGAUGAAAAUAAUCAAAAUUAUAAUAAUAAUAACAACAACAAUUUUAAUCAUCUGUUAAAUAAUAAUACUAAUAAUACACCAGAGCCUGCAAACAACAACAAUACUAAUAUAAAUAACAUAAAUAACUCAACCUCUAUCAACAACAAUUCAAUUCAAAAUACAAACAUUCAGAAUACAAACAAUAACUCUAAUAGUAAUGCAAGCAAAAAUUCUUAUGUUGAUGCAAACAACAACUCAAACAAUAAUUCUGCCUCUUAUCUUUCAGGGAAAGAGAAUUUGGAAAGUAUUGAAGAAGUUGCUUCCAUAAUGACAAAACACGCUGAUGAUCAGUAUUACAAUCUGAGCCCACCACACAGUCAAAAAUCAAACAUUCAAGAUGAAAUCAAUCAUCGUUUGUCUUUUUCAAAAUAUCAGCAAAAUUCAGAUUACACACAAUUACCACCAGUAAAUGAAGAUACAACUGCUGAUCUAAAGUCAAAUAAAGAAAAUCUGGAAAUUUUAAAUACUGUUGAAGCAGAUCUGCAACUUGAAAACCAAGAUAAGUUCCCAACUCAAGCAAAACCAUCCUUAAAACUUCAACUUCCAGUAAAUACCUAUUAUGAAUCUCAAAAUCCUUAUCUAGAUGAAGAAAUUAAUGAUAAACAAAAUAAUUUAAUUUCAUCAACUGAAAUCACUAGAGAAGAAAAUAAUAAGUCAGCAAAUGUUAGUGAUGAGAAAAUUAUACUGAAUGACUCAACAUUUUCAUCUCUUGAUCCCAAGGCUCAUCUGAAUAACAAUAAACAAUCUUUGCAAUCCGAUAAAUCACAUCCUGAAAUGACUUUAUCUCAAUCUGCAAAUAAAGAUGAUAACUUUGAGUUGAGUUCUUUUAUUAACACUUCUAUUAAUAAUGAUUUUAUUAUUGAGUUCGAUAAACCGUUAAACCCUCACGUUCAAAAACUUGAUUUUAAUGAUAGCGCUAGUAGUGAUGACAAUGCAAGCAAUAUUACAGCAGGCACACAUAUUUUAAUGGAAAACGAUAAACCUGGAGAAUUAAAUAGUUUAUCUAAAUCGGAUUUCCAAUCGGAUUUCAAAGCUGAUUCCAAAAUUGAUUCCAAAACUGAUUGUUAUGAUACUUUUGGAACCUCUAAUUCUGUUAAUUUCUCCAAACCAAAGGAUAAUACUUCGGUAGCACCCAAAACAACACUUGAUUCAUUUAAACCCAUUAGAAAACCACCACCACCACCAUCUCCAUUAGCAGACAUUACUUCAAACAAUGAACCUUCUUUGAAUGCGAUUGACCCCUCAAAAAGUAAGGAAAUUACCGUGGGCUUUAAUUUGAACGAAAAAGCUAGUUAUAGAUUUGAUCAGACAAAUCAAAAUUCAAAUGUUGAAUUUAAUAAAAUUGAAAACUCCAAAUUUCAAACACCAGUUAUUCAAGGACAAGAAAAAUUUCAGUCUAUUAAUCAUGAUAGUAAUCACGAAGAUAAAAUAAAAACUAUUAGCAGUCCUUCUACCUUUUCUAGCCCGAAUAAUUAUAACAACUCUCCAAUUGAUAGACGACGAAGAAAGUCUAAAGCUUUUUUUAAUAGAAUAGUAAGUAACCAAUCUAUUGAAACAAAAAAUGAAGAAGUAGUGAAAACACCUAAAUCAUUUUAUCGGGGUAGCCGGGGAUCUAUUGUUUCAGGAGUAGUGGGAAAUGAAAGCAAAAUUCAUUCCUCAUUAUCUUCUCCAACUUUGAGCAAAAAGACAUCGAUAAACUCUGGUAAUGAUAAAACCAAAAAUGGAAGCAAGUCACUAAAAGAUUCUUUUUUGAAAAAAAUUUCAUGGAGGAAAUCAAAAGGAAAAAAAGAAAAAGAGUUGGAAGCAAAUGGAAAAAUCAAAUUGAAUGACAAUAUAUUUGAGAUUGUUACUUCUAGUCCUACUCAAAACCAAUUCAAGGAACAAAACAGGUAUUUUAAAAAUGAUAGAAUUUACACUCCUGAAGAAAUAAAUAAUAAUUCAACUAAUAGCGAUUUUAAAAAAUCUAAAGCCAAGAAGGAUUUUUCUGAUCUGGAUUAUAAAGGCCUUAAAAGUCCCACUAAAUUUGCUGAUCAGACAGAACAGCCCAAAGUUCAUGGAUUUGCUUAUGAUCAACAGAAAAAAAACCCAUCCCCUUUAAAGAUGGAACACUCUUCAAAGGUCAUGGAAAGCUUGGUAAUAGAGUCAUCUCCUGUUCAAAUAAUGUCGCUAGAUCCAAAAAAUAGCUCAUCUUCAUUUGUUGAUGGGCAUAAGGAAAAUAUAAGUGAAAAAAAUAUAGGAAUUUUGAAAGAAUUUAAUUUCAAUUCGAUUGAGAAACCCCAAAAGCUUGAUAUUUCAUUGGGAAAUUCAUCUAAUGAUCAUUUCAUGAAAAAUAAUUACUCUAAUAACGAAAAUAUAAACGAACAAAAUGGGCUUGGAUAUUUAAAACUUGAAACUUCAGGGCAAGAUAAUAGGCUUUCAGUUACUUCUGGGUUUUCAUUAUCAUCUACAUUUGAUAAAAUAAACAGUAGAGUUGAAAACGAAUUGGGAAUAGGAAAAUCAGACGCGGAAUAUCAACGGAAAAAUAAGGUAGGAGAGGACAGCAUGGAUCUUCCAUCAUAUUUUUCUAAACAUAAUAAUUUUUCUAAUGAUGAAACUGAAACUAAAAAUACAGAACACAGUUUUGAAUUGAAAAAAAAUAUAAAACCUCUGAUGACAGCAAUUAAAACCACAUCCAAUUCAUCUAACUUAUCAACCAAACCAAAGUUGGAGUUAACACUCGAUCAAUUGGGAAUAAUGGAGGCUAACACAGCACUAAUGAAUGAAUUGAAAGUUAUUAGUAAAGAAUUGAGUGAUUCAAUUGCAAGGGAAUUUAAAAUGGAAGAGGAACUAAAGAAGUUUAAAUUUCGCAGCGCUAAUAAUGAACCUGGUUACAAUGAUCCAAGAAACAAUAGUGAUCACAAUAUCAGUUUGAAUGAUUUAAAAUCAAAAUAUGAGUCUGAAUUAAGAAAAAAAAGUGAAGAAAUUGCCAAUUUUUCCAAAGAGUUAAAUCAAGAACGAAAGAAAAGAUAUAUUGCAGAGGAACACGUUUUACUAUGGCAAAAUGGAUCUGUUCCUCCAAGCAUUGAUGUAUCAUACGAGAAAUCGAAGUUUCAGAGCGAACUAAUUGAAAAGGAGGAAAAAAUCAGUCAAUUAAAUGAAGAAAUCAAAGAAAAAGAAUUGCAAAACUUAAAAAUGGAUCGAAAGUGUAAUGAUUUGAGUAACGAGCUUGAAAAUUUGAAAAUGAAUUUGCUAACUAAUUUGAAAAAUGAAAAUGUUUACUUGAAGAAUAACAACAAUUUGUACCUCAAAAAGUUAAACUUAUCACAGGAGGAGAUUCAAUUGUUGAGAUUUGAAAAUGAACAACUAAAAAUUAAAGCCAAUAUUAACAAUUCCAGCCCCUUAGAGGAACAAAGAAAUGCACUACGAGAGGCUUUGAGAAAUUUGAAGAAAAAACACGAAAAGGAAAUGAAGGCAAACAGCGAAAGGAUUAAGAGUUCGGAAAGCGAACUCAACAAAUUAGCCAAUCAGAAUAGUUAUUUUCAAAAGAAGUUAGUUUCAUUGACUAGUAAUAGUGAUAGUAAUAGUAAUAGUAAUAGUAAUAGUAAUGGCAAUGGCAAUGGCAAUGGCAAUGGCAAUGGCAAUGGCAAUGGCAAUGGCAAUAACAGCUAUAUUAACGGUAAUGGAAAUGAAAAAUAUGGGUCCUCACCGCCAUUGAUUCACAACUAUCCAUUUUCAAGAGUGAUCAGAACAAUGUCGGAUAGCUGAUUGGAGUUUUGUGCAGUGGUUUAUAGAUUUUUUAGCUUCUAUUCUGUUUGUAUUUGCCAGUAGAACUUCGACCAACAAAUGUAUAUAUCAGAGCACAACAAGGAAGAUGGCGUAUCGGUUACCCUCCUAUAUUUUGAGUGCCCAAAGAAAAUUUAGUUUUGAGAGUGUUUUUCCGAGCCUCUUCCUCAUCUUCCGCCAAAGAAGAAGCUUUUCGCUUGACCUAAAACGCGC
Molecule: messenger RNA, 4744 nt
Organism: Ascoidea rubescens DSM 1968
Lineage: Eukaryota; Fungi; Ascomycota; Saccharomycetes; Ascoideales; Ascoideaceae
Exons: 1
Coding region: 128-4513 (1461 amino acids)
Source: RefSeq, a predicted model, not a curated record